Molecule: messenger RNA, 2660 nt
Organism: Manduca sexta (tobacco hornworm)
Lineage: Eukaryota; Metazoa; Arthropoda; Insecta; Lepidoptera; Sphingidae
Gene: fidipidine
Product: coiled-coil domain-containing protein 93
Exons: 11
Coding region: 198-1979 (593 amino acids)
Biological process (GO): Golgi to plasma membrane transport
Source: RefSeq, a predicted model, not a curated record
GAUACAAAACGGCGUUCCAUUACACGUGCUGAAUUUUUCGGUGAGCGAAUGAAAUGAAUAAUAAUUAUUUUUUAUAAGAUUUAUUUUAUUCUUAAAUGUCAUUAAUUGGCGUAUGUUUUGGACCGGUUCAGAUCGGAAUCCAUUCAAGUUGGAUUAUGAAGAUUAUUGUAGUGGGAGAUACUUAAAAUCUUGGCGACAUGGCAGCAAAGCAAAAAAAUAUAUUUACUCGAAAUAAGCCUCUUAUGAACAUUUACAGCGGGAUCGAUCAUGACGGAAAAGAGGUAGAGGUACGAGAGGAUGCAGAGCAAAUAGUAAAAUGGCACGAAAUAUCAGAUGCACUUGUCGCAGCCGGCUACUACCGAGCCCAACUACAAGGCUUGUCACCUUUCGACAAAAUAGUUGGCGGGUUAACUUGGUGUAUAGAACUCUGCGAUAUAGAUGUGGACAUUAGUCUUCUUUUUGAAGAGAAUUUAACUAUCGGUAAGAAAAUAGCAUUGACAGAAAAGAUUGUAAAAAUAUUGCCAAGUAUGAAAUGCCCAUAUAUAAUUGAACCACAUCAGAUACAGGGAUUGGAUUUCAUCAAUAUUUAUCCUUUGAUCCAGUGGUUGAUAAAGUAUUCAAGUGAGUUUCGUGAGGCUAAGGAGGAUGAACUAAGGAGAUUUGCUGUAAUGCAAUAUGACAAAAAUUAUAUAUUUGAAUCAGACAGAUCUCGAUUUGUACAAAAAGAGAAACUAUUGAAAAAUUUGGCAAUUGUCAGGAAUUUAUACAAACCCUGUAGAGUGCGCAAAAGGAAAGGUGGACUUCCUGCUAAUGAACUAGAGCAAGUUAAUGCCACACUUUCUGAAUAUGAUCAACGCAUGCUGAUGCAUGUGUCCAGUAACAAAACUGACAGCAAAAAAGAUGAAGGAUUGGACUUCUUAUAUGAUUAUGAAAAAGCUUUAGUGGAUCCAUCUAAAAUAACAAUUGAAGCUGACAGAUAUGCAAAAGGUGAAACUGGUGAUUAUGAUGCAGACACAAAAGUACACUAUGCUGUCCUGCACUCAGAACUUACUGGGGAGGUUUCAAAAGAACUUGAACAAAGUGAAAAGUUAAAAUAUUCAGAGGAUGUUCAGAAGUUAAUGAAAGCAAUAGAUAUAAUGGAAAAAGAAGUAAAAACGUCAAAAGAGGAACAUGAGAGCAGAAUGGAGAGUGCAAAAAAGCAAUAUGUAGACGUAGUGGCUCAGCUUAAAAAAAUCACAUAUAACUUAAUGAAAUCUGAUGAAUACAGUGAAAAAGAUGUAAAGCAAUUUUAUAAAUCACUUAAAGAGUUAGCAAGAGAAAGAAAUGAACUCAUGCAAAUAAUAGAACACAGAGAAAAGGAGAACAAGAAAUUGGAAGAAGAGUUACAUGUCGCCCAGAACAUUGGUCCGAAAAUUGAUGAUCAACCACUUACUCCAGGAGAGUUAAAACUGUUUCGAGAAAGGGAAUCAAGGUUGAAUUCUUUCGUGGCACACAUUCGCUUGGAACUCGUCUACAUUAACCGUGAUAUUUUAUGGCACAUGAAGGCCAUCGACGAGGUCCCUGGCACCGCAGAGCUGUUGCAAUACGAGAAGAGAUUUAUCGAAUUAUAUAAUCAAGUUGCAUCGAAACACAAAGAAACUAAACAGUAUUAUAUAUUUUAUAAUACAUUGUAUGAAGUGAAACUGUAUACUUCGAAAGAAUUGAGUUUACUGAAUUCUAUAUUGGAUAAUUAUGAAGAAGCAAUGUCAUCACCUAGAAAGAGAGAAGAAUUUAUGACGCAAUUUGAAUCUAUAGUUGAUUGGGUGAAUCAAACUGUCAGGAAAGUCGAGGAAAAAUAUAGGAAUGAGAAGGAACAGAAGGCAACGUUGUACAACGAAUACUCGCGACUAAUGGACGUUCAGAGACAAUAUGCAGCGGCACUCAAGAAACUGGCGGCAGAGCGACAGAAAUUCGGCGCGCACACCGAAAACCAUAGUUGAGCCAAUUGCAUUACAAGGGGAAUCAAAGUGCAAUAAUCCUUCCUGAACGUUAACAUAAACCGCGUCUAUAUGUUAUCUAGUCUAUAAAUGUUUAUGCAGGUGUAUUUCGAUUUCGAAUUUAUACCUUUUUUCAUUCCAAUUCUAUAUUUAAACCUUCACUAUAUAAUAUUAUUAAGACUGAAUAUCAAUGUUUUAUUAUAAUGUAUUGUUUUGUACAUGAUUAUAGAUAUAUCAUAAUCCAUUCCAUUAAGAAACGAAUCAAAAAUAACUGCUUAUCUCGGUUUUUGCUCACACAAUAUCGCUGUACAUAUUCAUACACCAUAGUAGUGUACGCAUAAAAAAUAAUCACACGUUAUUUUGCUAAUAAAAAUACUCUAGUAUACAUACUUUUGUGGUCUUUAACUAAAGGCCGCCUACGUGUUUUUUAUUUUAAGAAAAUAGAUUUUUUUGCCAUCGUUAUGUGCCUACUGUCAACGCAAGUACAAGCCGUCAUUCGAGAUUAGUUUCAUUAGUGGAACAAGUUACAAUUUAGCCUACAGUAUAUAUUAAUUUUGUUAUGAUACACUAUACUUAGAAAAAGCUUCAAAUCCAUAUCACCGUGGCGAAAUAAUUUUGUUCUAAUACUGUUUACACAAAAUAUUUUUCGUAUCCGCUGUAUGAAUAUUUAAUAAAAAAAGAAUA